UGUUGGUGUGAGGGAAUAGAAAUGACUGCGUUUUGAGUCUUUGUCCUCUUCACCCAUUCCCUUCUCCUCUUUCUUCUUCCUCUCCUUCCCUUUCUCUGCACUCGAUCUUGCUGUUCUUGUCGUUGGUUUUUUAUUUUUAUUUUCUUAAAAAAAAAGGGAAAAAAAAUCACUUUUCAAAUCUAAGCUUCGAGUUCCGGAGCUCCCUAUCUUUCUCUUUCUUUAUCUUUCUUUUUUAUUUUUAUUUUUCUCUAUCCUCUCUUUUUUCUUAAUAUUUUCCCACUUCCCUUAAAAUAAACAAAAGCUUAGAAAUUUAAUUUAAUUUUUUUUUUAAUUCGGGGUUUUAUUUUUAAUAUUUUCCUUGUUUUCUGUUGUGGCUUUUAUUUUUGCCCUUUGAUGUGUCUAUGGCUGGUUUGGAUUUAGGCCCUGCUUCUCGCUACGUUCACCACCAGCUUCACAGGUCGGAAUUCAACCUUCAAUUACAACAACAACAUCAUCAUCAACAACAACAACAGCAACAGCAACAAGAUUCUGAAGACGAUGGAGGACAGUACUCUGGGGAUCCUCACCAAGACGAUGGUCCACACCAAGGUCUCGAACUUGUCACCAACAGCUCAGGCGGAGCAGGAGACAUCGCGGGUCGGCGUCCACGUGGCAGACCACCUGGUUCCAAGAACAAGCCCAAACCGCCAGUCAUAAUCACCAGAGAGAGUGCGAAUACUCUCAGAGCCCAUAUUCUGGAAGUGGGAAAUGGAUGCGAUGUGUUCGACUGUGUCGCCACCUACGCACGGCGUCGACAGCGUGGGAUCUGUAUUCUCAGUGGCAGUGGUACUGUCACAAAUGUAAGUCUCAGGCAACCAGCGGCGGCGGGAGCUAUUGUAACGCUUCACGGAAGGUUUGAAAUAUUAUCACUCUCGGGAUCUUUCUUGCCGCCGCCUGCUCCACCCGGCGCCACCAGCUUGACUAUAUUUCUGGCUGGCGGACAAGGCCAAGUGGUGGGAGGGAGUGUGGUUGGGGAGUUAACUGCAGCCGGCCCGGUUAUAGUGAUUGCGGCUUCUUUCACAAACGUGGCUUAUGAGAGAUUGCCCUUAGAUGAAGAGGAGCAGCUGCAGAUACAGACGCCUACUGCGCAGCAGGGUUCGGGUGGCGGUGGCGGAAGUGGUGGUGGUGGUGGUGGUGGUGUGGGUGGGAGUAACCCUUUUUCGGACCCGUCAGCCGGGUUUCCUUUCUUGAAUUUGCCGCUUAAUAUGCCGCCUAAUGUCCAGUUACCAGUCGAUGGAUGGGCCGGGAACUCAGGCGGCGCAGCGCGCGGCGGUCCCUUUUGAAAGGUGAUUUGAUUGUAAUGUGAGAUGGAAGAGGCUUGCUUUCUGACGAUGUUAUAAAAAAAGGUCAGGACAUUAUUCACGGACCGUCAUGUUUCUUCUCUUUUCUAAUUCUUCUUCCUCUUCUUCUUUUGUUGAUGUUGUAGUAACUCUUUUCUUCUUCUUCUACUACUACUGCUUUCUUUUUGGUUCUUGAAAAAAAAAAAAGAAAAAAAAAAAAGGUACUAUUUUGUAAUGGUGACUCUAUUAGUUCUUUAUAUGAAAUGGUUUGAGGAUUCAGCUAA
Molecule: messenger RNA, 1603 nt
Organism: Quercus robur (English oak)
Lineage: Eukaryota; Viridiplantae; Streptophyta; Magnoliopsida; Fagales; Fagaceae
Product: AT-hook motif nuclear-localized protein 23
Exons: 1
Coding region: 402-1322 (306 amino acids)
Cellular component (GO): nucleus
Molecular function (GO): DNA-binding transcription factor activity; minor groove of adenine-thymine-rich DNA binding
Source: RefSeq, a predicted model, not a curated record